AUGGCCGCUGCUAUGCAGCACUACCUUUCUGCUGGAGGUGUUUAUGCUCAUCACCAGCAGCAACAGGCUGCGCAUCAGCAACAGCAACAGCAGCAGGCUGUGCAACAACAACAACAACCAGUCAAUGUGCGUGCUGCAGCACUAACUCAUCACCAACAAUUAUUGCAGCAGCACCAGCAGCAUCAACAGCAAGUGCAUGCUGCUCAAGCACAAGCACAGACGCAAUUUAUGCAACAAGUACAUGGACUAGCAGCUGUACAGCAGGCUCAACAACAGCAUGCAGUUCUGGGCACUACACAAGCGCAUCCUUCACACCAACACCUACAACAGCAACAGCAUCAGCAUCAUCAUCACCAACAGCAACAGCUGCAACAGCAACAGCUGCAGUUACAGCAACAACAAGUCCAACACCAGGUGCAUCAUCAACUCUUACAAGACUUUAGACUUCCGGAUAUGUAA
Messenger RNA from Protopolystoma xenopodis, 459 nucleotides. NCBI's taxonomy places the organism in Eukaryota, Metazoa, Platyhelminthes, Monogenea, Polystomatidea, Polystomatidae. The record is from the annotation of a GenBank genome assembly.